Messenger RNA from Drosophila pseudoobscura, 1804 nucleotides. RefSeq names its product phosphogluconate dehydrogenase (gene Pgd). The transcript has 3 exons. Gene Ontology annotation, molecular function: phosphogluconate dehydrogenase (decarboxylating) activity; NADP binding. Gene Ontology annotation, biological process: pentose-phosphate shunt; pentose-phosphate shunt, oxidative branch. Gene Ontology annotation, cellular component: cytosol. NCBI's taxonomy places the organism in Eukaryota, Metazoa, Arthropoda, Insecta, Diptera, Drosophilidae. The coding region runs from base 181 to 1626 and encodes 481 amino acids. The record is from RefSeq and is a predicted model, not a curated record.
CGCCGUCCAACCGAGCGGCACUUUAAAUCGGCAAAAGCUACAGUCCACACGUAGAGUUGGCAACGCUAGUGGCAGAUCGCGAUAAAAAAAACAUACUACAAAAGCACCGAAAAAAACAUCAGAAACCAAUUUGAAUUCCCAAAUACAUAUUUAUUGUUUUGACAAAAAGGAAGCGACAAGAUGAGCGGAAAAGCUGAUAUUGCACUUAUUGGACUGGCCGUGAUGGGCCAGAAUCUCAUAUUGAAUAUGGACGAGAAGGGGUUUGUUGUGUGCGCCUACAACCGCACGGUGGCCAAGGUCAAAGAGUUUCUCGCUAACGAGGCCAAAGGCACAAAUGUGAUUGGCGCUGAGUCACUGAAGGACAUGGUCGAGAAGCUAAAAACGCCGCGAAAAAUUAUGCUGUUGGUCAAGGCCGGCAGCGCCGUCGACGACUUCAUCGAGCAACUAGUGCCGCUGCUUUCCCGCGGCGAUGUGAUUAUUGAUGGCGGCAACUCUGAGUACCAGGACACAUCGCGUCGCUGCGCCGAGUUGGAGAAACUGGGACUGCUUUUUGUGGGCUCAGGCGUCAGCGGAGGCGAGGAGGGUGCCCGUCACGGACCCUCCCUGAUGCCCGGCGGACACGAAGCCGCCUGGCCCCUGAUUAAGCCUAUCUUUCAGGCCAUCUGCGCCAAGGCUGAUGGCGAGCCCUGUUGUGAGUGGGUCGGCGAUGGGGGUGCGGGCCACUUUGUCAAGAUGGUGCACAAUGGCAUCGAGUAUGGAGACAUGCAGUUAAUCUGCGAGGCCUACCACAUUAUGCAGAGCCUGGGUCUGUCCGCCACCCAGAUGGCUGAUGAGUUCGGCAAGUGGAACUCGGCCGAGCUAGACUCUUUCCUCAUCGAGAUCACGCGCGACAUUCUGAAGUACAAAGACACCAAGGGACACCUGCUGGAACGGAUUCGGGAUACGGCCGGCCAGAAGGGUACGGGCAAAUGGACUGCCAUUGCCGCCCUACAAUACGGCGUUCCCGUGACGCUCAUUGGCGAGGCUGUCUUCUCCCGCUGCCUAUCCGCCCUCAAGCAGGAGCGCGUCCAUGCUAGCGGUGUGCUCAAGGGUUCCUCAGUGAAGCCGAGCGUUGCAAAUGUGACAAAGUUCCUCGACGACAUCAAGCACGCUCUGUACUGCUCCAAAAUUGUUAGUUACGCGCAGGGAUUUAUGCUGAUGCGGGAGGCGGCCAAGGAAAACAACUGGAGGCUGAACUACGGUGGUAUUGCGCUGAUGUGGCGCGGCGGCUGCAUCAUACGCAGCGUCUUUCUGGGAAACAUCAAGGACGCGUACACAUCGCAGCCGCAGCUGUCCAACCUCCUGCUGGACGACUUCUUCAAGAAGGCCAUUGAGCGAGGCCAGGACUCGUGGCGCGAGGUGGUGGCCAAUUCCUUCCGCUGGGGCAUUCCAGUGCCAGCGCUCUCCACCGCCCUAAGCUUCUACGACGGCUAUCGCACCGCCAAGCUUCCCGCAAAUCUUCUCCAGGCCCAGCGAGACUACUUUGGGGCCCACACCUACGAGCUUCUUGGCGACGAGGGCAAGUUCCAUCACACCAACUGGACGGGCACCGGAGGCAAUGUAUCGGCCAGUACCUAUCAGGCAUAGGCGUUGAUACCGUCCCCCCGCACACACCAAACCCACAUUCCAUGUCAUAAGCUGGUGUUCGGGCUGCUCCCUGAUACUAGUUGGAAGUUAAAAUUGUUUUUUUUUAGGGUAGCAGUACCUAUUUAUAACGUUAAUAUAUAUGUAUGUAUAUAUAAUUUCAUAUUGUUUUGAAACAUAA